AUGUCUAACUCGAAGUUAAUCUUUGACGCCGUUCAUGAUUAUAAUGCCUCUAUUGACCCCAAGCCAAAGCAGAUAGAGGCUUUUGAAUAUUUUCUUGCUGGCAAGGAUGUUAUUGUAAAUCUACCGGUUGGGUAUGGUAAAAGUUUGAUAUACCAUGUGUUGCCAAAACUUGUACAGAGAGCUACGCCCGAUUUGGAGAAGCCAGUGGUACUCACAAUAUCUCCACUGAAUAUCAUACAAACAGAACAAAUUGAUAUUCUUAAACGGCAUAACAUAAGUGCAUGUAGUCUACCUUAUUUGGACAACGAAGAAUCUUUGGAUUCUGAUUUGAACCAGUUUAACCACUCAAUUGUCAAUGGUGAUUUUGCUGUGGUAUUUUCCCAUCCAGAGGCAUUGUUGAAUACUUCUAAAGGACAGGAACUUUUAACCAGCUGCAGUUUUAUUCACAGAGUUGCAGCAUUAGUUAUAGAUGAAUGCCAUAUUGUUGAAACUUGGGGUGAAGAAUUUCGCACAGCUUUCAAAAAGUUGAAAACACUUCCAGCUGUGUUUGAAAACAAGCCCAUUCUUGCUCUAAGUGGAACACUAACUGUUGGACAACUGAAAAAACUUCCAGAGAUUUUAGGCAUGAAAAAUCCUGCUAUUGUUCAAGAAAGUCCAGACAGACAAAACAUUUUUCUACAAAAAAUUGAAAAGGUAAAAGGUCAGGAUAUUUGUGAAAUAUAUGAGGAGGUGUUUAAGAAAGAAUGUGAUAACCUCAAGCAAAGCCCUAUGUCAUACCCCGUGACACUGCUGUUUAUGCCACUGUUUUAUAUCAGCCAAGCAGCUGCAUAUUUACAACAUAUUUUUGGAAAAGCAGACAUAACCAACUCUUACUAUGCAGUUUUAUAUUCGCGACAGGAUAAAGCUGUAAUUCAGGCAACUGUGACUGAUUUGCAAUCUGAUAAUCCAAGAAUACGUUUAGUCCUAACAUCAUCUGUAGCAGGCAUGGGUUUUGAUCCCCCCUGUGUUACUCGUGUGAUUCAUGCUAAACCCCCUCGGACACUGUCACAGUAUUUGCAAGAAAUUGGGCGAGCUGGCAGACGUGGACAAAAAGCAACAGCUACAUUGUAUUAUAACAACAGAGAUAUUGCUAAAAACAUUCCAGGAAUUGAGGAUGAUAUCUUACAGUACUGUAAAACAGAUGACAAAUGUCUACGUGAAAUACUGCUGGGUAAUUUCGGGUUCAGUAAAACCCAGAUAUCUAAUGAAGAGUGUUGCUCUUACUGUGCAACAAAAGAACUGGACAUUGCUGGUUUAUUUGAUGAUACCUUGUGA
Messenger RNA from Mercenaria mercenaria, 1314 nucleotides. RefSeq lists its product as uncharacterized. Gene Ontology annotation, biological process: telomere maintenance; double-strand break repair via homologous recombination. Gene Ontology annotation, molecular function: 3'-5' DNA helicase activity; ATP binding; nucleic acid binding. Gene Ontology annotation, cellular component: nucleoplasm; chromosome; nucleus. NCBI's taxonomy places the organism in Eukaryota, Metazoa, Mollusca, Bivalvia, Venerida, Veneridae. The record is from RefSeq and is a predicted model, not a curated record. Bases 1 to 1314 code for a protein of 437 amino acids. The transcript is spliced from 2 exons.